This is a messenger RNA of Symbiodinium pilosum, 566 nucleotides long. The record is from the annotation of a GenBank genome assembly. Lineage: Eukaryota; Dinophyceae; Suessiales; Symbiodiniaceae.
GAUGUCAAAGCCUGCCUGGAGAAUCCUGCGGAGGAUCCCGGGGAGGACAAGAGGCUGACAGUGCAUUUGCGUGGAAACGACUUGUGGAACAUGGGGGAGUUCGAGCUAAUGCCGAAGAAGCCUGUUAACAUGGAGGCAGGCGCUCACCACUGGCUCUGGGCAAACCCUCCCUGCACCAUGUACGAGAAGAUUAUCCGAGAGGAGGAAUUUACUGAAGUGCUUGUCGUCACAUCACCAGACAGGCGGCACGCCUGUGUCCCCUGGUUCGAAAGAUUCACGGCAAGAACCGGCCUGAACGUCAAAGUUACACUACAGGCAAAUUCUCUGGCGCAAGAUUUCUGUACUUUGACGCGAGCGCGGAAUCUGGCCGUUUCGUUCUCGACGCUGUCCAAUGCGGCUGCUAUCAUGAGCAAGCGGGUGCAGCGAAUAUACUUGAGGCAGUUUGCGUUGAACAGCAUGAUGAACUGCAACGUUUGGCCAGGAGUGUCCUUGGUUCAGUACAGCUUACCUAUCACGGAGCAGCAUCAUGAGCCGUACAACAACACCUAUGCCGGUGUGACGGAAUG